AUGAAACUCCUCAACACCCUGCUCACAGCCGCCCUGGCGCUCGCCGGGCUCAGCGCCGCCGAAGGCCUGGAGAUCGAAUACCUGACGCCGGCGGUGGAAUGCGAGCGCAAGACCAAGAAGGGCGACACCAUCGACGUGCACUACGCGGGCACACUGCAGACCACGGGCGUGGAAUUCGACUCGAGCUUCGGGCGCGGCACGCCGUUGACGUUCCAGCUCGGCGCGGGGCGCGUCAUCAAGGGGUGGGAUGAAGGCCUCCUCGACAUGUGCAUCGGCGAGAAGCGCCGGUUGACGAUUCCUCCGGAGUUAGCCUAUGGCAAGCAGUCGGUGGGACCGAUCCCGCCGAAUAGUGUGUUGGUCUUUGAGACCGAGUUGAUGGGCAUCAAGGGUGUCAAGAAGGAUGAGCUUUGA
Exophiala bonariae is the source of this 411-nucleotide messenger RNA. RefSeq lists its product as uncharacterized. Gene Ontology annotation, biological process: protein peptidyl-prolyl isomerization. The record is from RefSeq and is a predicted model, not a curated record. Gene Ontology annotation, cellular component: endoplasmic reticulum. Gene Ontology annotation, molecular function: peptidyl-prolyl cis-trans isomerase activity. Lineage: Eukaryota; Fungi; Ascomycota; Eurotiomycetes; Chaetothyriales; Herpotrichiellaceae. Bases 1 to 411 code for a protein of 136 amino acids. The transcript is spliced from 2 exons.